Anopheles nili is the source of this 5415-nucleotide messenger RNA. RefSeq lists its product as uncharacterized. Lineage: Eukaryota; Metazoa; Arthropoda; Insecta; Diptera; Culicidae. The transcript has 4 exons. The coding region runs from base 1 to 5415 and encodes 1804 amino acids. The record is from RefSeq and is a predicted model, not a curated record.
AUGUCCGUUAGUGUAACCGUGCACGAUAUUGGCCCAUCGUCGCCGAUCGUGGCUAAUCCGUUGGCCGAUUUGGAACAUGUCCGCAAAACUGCCCACGAAAAGCUGCGCAUUCGUCGGUUGGUUCAGGUCCGGCAGCAAUCGAAACAGCUAGCAGCGAAAGUGCGCCAAAAUUAUCAACAAGCAAAGGUGAAAGAGUUAGCCAAAAUUGAGCAAACGAAGCGUGAAGAAGUAAAAGCCUGGAAGCGGCAACAUGUUCGUCAGUUGCAGGACGAGUAUGCGCGCACUGUUUGCGAGGUGGGUGAAGCUCAUAGGGCGGCUGAAGCCGCCGAAGAAUGUGCCGUCUGGUUUGAAGAGAAACGUGCUACCCAACAAGCCGUUGCGUUACAGCGUGGGAAAGCGGCAGAAGAGAAUGCAGCACGUGAACGCGAGCGCAAGAAAGCGGUGCGUGAUGCUAAAAUGCGCAAGAAAUCUUACGUGCCAUCGCGAUCGAUUGCCGUACAGGCGUCUAUUCCGAAUGUGGAACCCACUGCUGAAGAAGACCCACAGAGUGCCGUAAAUGCCGCUCCGAAUGACGUGAGUUCGUCAACGGACGUUACGCUUAGCCCGUUCGAGCAGUUUCGUUCGAUCAGGAAACCCUUGGAGCACACGAUGCCAGAAACGAUCCAACGCGAGGCCAAAGAUCAGAUCUACGGUCCAGGUACUACUGUUGGUCAAGGGGACAAAGAAAACGACCCGUGUAGCGGUAAAGACUACAGUGCCACUGCCUUCACUUCGCCGAGUGAUUUUCGGCCGAUUGCGGAACCGCAACGACGGCUGCAACCAUUUACACAGAUCACUGAACUGAUCCAGCAACGACGACACCGUCAACUGGAUACCGACGAGAACCGACACCAGCUACCGACUCAAACAAUAUCUUCUGGGGCACGGUGUGGGGUUUAUGGGAUUCAAAAAACGGUCCAAUUUGACGAUAUGAGUGAUAAUACUCUCUCCUUUCCGACAAGCUCAGUUCUCACGAACGACGAUCGCCCGUUCUCAACAGCACCGGGUUCUCCAAGGAAAAUUGUACCCCGAAAACUCGUAGAACAGCCGAAGGGACAUCCGGUGAAGGUGCAAGAGAAGGAAUUAAUUUCAACCGCCAAACGAGGCAAAGUUAGCCUUCCUGAGUCAAGUUCAUCUACAUCGUACGGUACGAGUGCGAAAGUACAGUAUUACGACUAUAACACAAGAUAUCGGAAGGAAUAUGAUCAACCGGUUGGGUUUGUCAACCGUGAAGAACGGAAACUAGACGAUCCCUCUGCAAUGGAGGAAGCGAAUCGUUAUGAAAAAUUGCAACAAGAGCUUGCAAACGCACGAAGCAACCUGGCAGAUGAUCGCGGUAAACCAGCCCUAGAAAAACAACAGACUCGAAAAGAUUACGAAAAGCUCUCGAAAGAACUUGAUAAUUUGACCAAAGCUGGAAACAAAUUGAAAAGUUUGGCUGUGCCCAUAAAAGCUCCACCCUCGGAGGCCUUGAUCAAGCAGAAAGCGGAGAUACGUCAGCGGAAGGCAAACGAGGCCAUCGAAACCCUACUACAACAGCGAGCUUUGAUUACGUGCCCGGUGGUACCUUCGCAGACAGAUAGGCGAACAGCACCCGUAGCGCGUCCGUCCGUAGUAAAUGUUGCGGAAAAGCCAUCACACAUGCGCCAGAGUGCUACGGCAGAAUGCAUGGAAAAUCGCAACAAAGAUGCUUCCACCGAUAGCUGUACCUCGAUCGUGCUGGGUACGUUCGAGCGGCCGGGCAUUCCAUUGCCGACGGACGAACUUGGUCCGAAGGAUGGCGGAGGGAUGGAUAAAAUCGAACAGCUAAAGAAAUUGCUGCAUCAGAUGCAGGAACAGCGACAGCUGCUUAUGGAGGAGAUUGCGCGUGAGACGGCAGAAGAAUCCUCCAAAAAACAGCAAAGUGAUGGCGCGAAUGGAAAUGUAGCUACGAAGCAAGAAAUUGCCAGAUUAGAGCGCAUGAAACAACGCCAAGAGGAAUUGAUCGAACAGCAAAGAUUAUUGCAGGAGCGCGAGCGUGAAGUGGAAGAGCUGGAUCGACAACUGAGGGAGAAAUUAUCCAUGUUACGGUUGAAGAAACAAGCACAGGACACCGUGCAAAUGAAAACGGCCAAAAAGGACACCCAAAAAGCCCCGAAGCAGCAGCAGCAGGUGCAAGUGGAAACGAGAGGAAAUAAGGGUGCAAUUGAUGUCGACGUGAUCCAACCGUCGUCGAGCACUACGAGCGAGAGUACCAGUGGCUUAGAUUCAUAUGAAGCAGUUCAGACGCGGACCGGUGAUGCCCCGGUAAAGAUAAUUAUCAUGGUGAAUGAUAAGGGAACGCCAUCGAAAAGAAAACACAAAAAGAAACUUCUUCAGAAGAAAAGAUCACCGGCUAAAGUUGGGGUGGAAAAAAUUGAAGAACAACUGCGCCAACCUCCUGAGAUGGUCGUGAAUCCCCCGCCAGUGCGAAAAGAACCCAUACAAGUAAGAAAGCUGAAGAAAGGGGUGCCAUCAAAAGUGAUGGAAAUCUCUCCAGGUAGCACUUCGACGACGUCGACCGUGUAUCGAACGUUGCCGCCAAAGAUUGGCAGUCUGAAAAUAAAUAAUUUGCUGCCACAGCCACAACCUGCAGUAGACAUUCAAACACGGCAAAGCGUUCCGGAGUGCACUGUUGGAUCGGGUCCGAAACAUCUUUUACAAAAGACGGCUAACAAAAUGAACAUCGCCGUAGGCAAUAAACGGGCUAAGGGAGAAAACUUGAAUCCGCAUUUGCUUAAGUAUAUCGUUCGACUGCUGGGAAUGUCUCGGCAGUCGAUCGACCAGCUCGGUGUAAGCUCGACGAGCGUGUCGACGCCGAAUGCGUCCGUUGUUAAUGUCAGUACCAACGCCGGUACACGAUCGGAUGUCGCUCCGAACGAGCAGGAAGCCGAGCGAUUGGAUCGGUUACAGAGAUUUAUCGACGAGAACUACAAUUUCCUGCAAGAGAUCGACGAAACGCUGAAACGAUCGGAUCAGUCAACUUUGGGUAGCAGUGAUCGUAGCGGGACAUCAGCGGCUGGCAGCAGUUUGAUUAACGACGUGCAGCUGACCGAUGGCGAUGUGAGUCGUGUGCAGGAUGUCUGGAUGAAGACGUUGCGGCGUAGGGAACGUAUCAAGCAAAAGCAACAACAGGAAACAUUGCAUACCACGGAAAAAAUCGUAGGCAACUCUCAGAAGAAGAAUGAUGCAAUGCAAAAGUCUACGAAAGGGGAUGUUUCUGGAGUGCAACCACUAACAGACACUCGCAAGCGGAAGAAUCACUCGACCGUGAAUGAGGACGUGCGUUUAACCACCGAUCAACAGUCCAGCAGCGCACGGCAACCGGUAAUCGUUAGAGAAGGCUCAUUGAAGUCUAUACUGAAAUCUCCCCCGCGAGAUGCAUCAUCGAAGGUAGCUAAAAUCAUUACACCCCAGGGGCACGUGGAGGUGAUUAAUCUGAGCGAUCGAGAAGAGCAGAAGGUCCUGGAACACUACUCUCAGCUGAAGGAGUGCUCUAACCAGCGCAUUACGGAACUAUCCGAGAUGAUCAAUCAGGUGCGAGAAGAAACGCGCCGCCUCGUCGAAGAUAGUCUAUCGUCCUUUGAGCAGCAAGAAUCAACUAAAUACAUGGACCUACCAACAACAAUCAGUGCUGGUGGGCAGCCACACAAACACGCGACUGUUGCUGCGCCGCCUGUAGUGGAAAAGGAUCCCUGCGAGGGGGUGGUUGCUGCAUCUUCGGGACCGCCGUCAAACGUGCCGCUGGGUGAGGAUCUAGUUAGUGAGGAAAUCGAUAACAUAUUCUCCUCAAAGCAGAUCGGUCUCAGCAAGGACAGCGGUAUAGCUAUGUCGCGGCCACUUACCGCGUCCGAUAUCAGGGAAAGUCCGUCGGAGGAAGGUAGUCAGGGGCGCGAACCGCUUCCGUUCGAACCGUUCUUCAAAGAUAUUCCGAAGCCCGCUUCCAUCGCAGUAAGCGGAUCGCACGCUGGUCUAAAACCGUUGACACAGGUCGCGUCAGGGAGCAUACGUCGGGCCGCUCCUCCGAUCGCCAUCACCCGAUACAGUCCCCAAAUGGAUGAGGUACCGAUGCACGAGCUCUCGACGAUUCCGGAAGUUGAUACGUCUGCUGUGGCAACCUCGAAAGUAAACGAAGUCUCCGCUCAGUCCCUUUCGGUUGACAAUUCGAACCCAGCUCAACAGACUCUUAUCGAGGCUCGGAAUAGGCUACUACUGAAUGAUACUGUUCCCGAUAUUGGAUAUGAUCGGUUCCCCAAGUACGAAGAGUAUGUGCGAAAUACCGUAGGAGAUGUCGCGUUGGUGCGGGUCGAGUUGGAGAAAACGACCGAACAUACCGAUAAAGGUGAGCUGCUGCGGUUAGAUAUGACCGGCGACCGUGAACCCGACCGGCUGCAGUACCGUAGCUAUCCACUUCCGGCUCCACCUUUUGACAUAACAGAGGAAGCAAACGCAACGUUGGAACCCCGUCCAAAUGGAACCGACGUUGCCGCCAGUAAAUCCAGCUCAGAUGCUUCACUUCCCGAUGUGGUUACCGAGCUGAAGAAGUUGAACAUUAACCUGCCGUUUAAUAAUUCGCUAGACAAUUCUAACCGAUCGACGCCGCUGUCAGAAGCGCAAGAGAACCAGCCAGCAACAAUGCGCCCCAGACCUUCACAUCAGGGCGUUCGGAAUGAUGCGACAGAAGCGCAACUGAAUCAAUUGUCCGAAUCGCUUGCCCCAGACCUAGAGGAGUUGUCCGGGCUUCGGUGGGCGUCGUCGAUGUUGAAGCGCCAUCAACUGGGACGGAAGCAACAGCUCGAACAACACUCAAGCGGUUCAUCACCAAUCUCCUUGGUGGAAGCGAAACCGAACUCCAGUGACGCAACGAUGGAGAACGACAUUUCAGACACGGGCAAACCGCCCAAACUGGCUGAGUUCAUAUCGCGUCAGCUGAUGAUGCGAACGCAUUCGGACCUGCUGUCAGGAUCGUCCGCAUCAUCUUCGCAAAGCUCAUUGCACCGGGUGUUGCUGAACAUGAGCCAUUCAAACAACAGCAACACGUACUCGAGCCCCGCGCGAGAAUUGCUCCUACAUACGCCGACGGACGCGAAGAGUGUCCAUCGAACGUCGACCCCGGUUGCCGUCAGUAAAUCGACUGCCAGUGGCAGCAGUGCACGUCUGGGGGUUGAGGACGUUACGGAGCUCGCCACAAACCGCACCGACGCCGUAUUAUUUUCUGGCGAAUCGCAGCUAUCAUCCGUGCAUUGGAACUCUUCUUCGCCAAGCUCGUCGGAGAUGCAGUUGCCCGAGCAUCGCCUUACUGCGCCCGAUGUCCGGCUGGAGAGGCAGUCGGUGACGAACGACCGUAGUGGAAAGUAA